Fusarium proliferatum ET1 is the source of this 1614-nucleotide messenger RNA. Its product is annotated as putative chaperonin CCT4, cytosolic. Gene Ontology annotation, cellular component: chaperonin-containing T-complex. The transcript has 4 exons. The record is from RefSeq and is a predicted model, not a curated record. Gene Ontology annotation, biological process: protein folding. Lineage: Eukaryota; Fungi; Ascomycota; Sordariomycetes; Hypocreales; Nectriaceae. Gene Ontology annotation, molecular function: ATP hydrolysis activity; ATP binding; ATP-dependent protein folding chaperone. The coding region runs from base 1 to 1614 and encodes 537 amino acids.
AUGUCUGCCCCAGUCGCAGCUCCAGCCCCUACAGCGGGAGGCUCUAGCAAUGCCACUUUCCGAGAUAAGGAGAAGCCCAUGGCGGUGCGCUCCUCGAACAUUGUCGCCGCUAGAGCUGUCGCGGACGCCAUCAGAACCUCUCUCGGUCCCCGAGGAAUGGACAAGAUGAUUCGAGGUGGAAAGGGCGAGACCAUUAUCACAAACGAUGGAAAUACCAUGCUCAAGAGCAUGUCUGUCAUGCAUCCCACAGCAAAGAUGCUUGUCAACCUUUCUGGUGCCCAGGAUGUUGAAGCUGGUGAUGGCACAACAUCUGUUGUCGUUAUCUGCGGAAGUCUUCUUGGUGCUGCCGACCGACUUCUCUCCAAGGGCAUCCACCCUUCCGUCAUCUCCGAGUCCUUCCAACGAGCUGCCGCUGCCGCCGUCGAGGUCCUACACGACAUGUCCCUCCCAAUCACUCUGAGCGAUACUUCCUCGUUACUGCAAGCUGCCAACACCUCUCUGUCGUCCAAGAUUGUUUCCCAAUAUUCGAAUUUGCUUGGGCCCAUGGCGGUGAACUCAGUGACUAAGACCAUCGACCUGAAGACCGCCGAUAACGUCGAUCUUAAGAACAUUCGAAUCGUCAAGCGAGUUGGUGGAACAAUUGAAGAUAGCGAACUUGUUGAUGGUCUCGUCCUCACCCAGCCUGUGCUCAAGAACGCUGGUGGUCCGGCCCGUAUGGAGAAGGCUCGAAUUGGUCUCAUCCAAUUCCAGCUGAGUCCCCCCAAGCCUGAUAUGGAGAAUACUAUUCAGGUCAACGACUACCGACAAAUGGACAAGAUCGUCAAGGAGGAACGAUUAUACCUCCUGAACAUGGCCAAGAAGAUCAAGAAGGCGAAGUGCAACGUUCUGUUCAUCCAGAAAUCUAUCUUGCGAGAUGCUGUCAACGAUCUAUCACUACACUUCCUGGCUAAGCUUGGUAUCCUUGCUGUCAAGGACAUCGAGCGCGACGAGGUCGAAUUCAUCUGCAAGUCAACUGGCUGUAAACCCAUCGCUGAUAUUGAUUCUUUCACUGAGGAUAAGCUGGGCUAUGCGGACCUGGUUGAGGAGGUUCAGUCUUCUGGAUCGCGCAUGGUCAAGGUGACAGGCACCAAGUCUGUCGGCAAGACCGUUUCCGUGGUUGUACGAGGUGCCAACUCUCUGAUCCUUGAGGAGGCCGAGCGAAGUCUGCACGACGCUCUUUGUGUGGUACGAUGCUUGGUGAAGAAGAAGGCUCUCAUCGCUGGUGGUGGUGCCCCUGAGAUUGAAAUUGCUGCACAGCUAUCCAAGCAAGCGCGUAGCUUGACAGGCACCGAGGCAAUCUGCUGGAAGGCUUUUGCGGAUGCCCUCGAGGUGAUUCCCACCACACUGGCCGAGAACGCCGGUCUCAACAGUAUCAAGGUAGUGACGGAGCUACGACACCGACACGAGAUGGGAGAGAAGAAUGCAGGAGUCAGUAUCAAGUCCGGAGGAGUCAACACCAAUAUUUCCAAGGAGAACGUGUUGCAGCCUCUUCUUGUUAGCACAAGCGCGAUCGAGCUGGCGGCCGAGACAGUCAAGAUGAUUCUGAGGAUAGACGACAUUGCUUUAACCCGCUAG